AACACACGAUGUGAACCAUAGUUGUGAAGUGCUUCCGCCCCACGCAUCCGGAUAUACUGCUGCUGUGUGCCCGGAAGUACCCGUGUGUGACCCCGACCCAAACCACCCGCCGGCCUCGUGUGUGGUGAUGCUGUGAUUGGCUGAAAGAAACACGGGGACAAGAUGGUGGACACAGCCAACCUCAACACGGACAAGGCCCUCCUGUCACUGGAGAUGAACCAGUGUGGAGUGGUGGUGGCGUCGACGAGCGGGGGCGGCGAUGGCGGUGGCGCGGUCGCGUCCAAGGACAGCAAGGACCUGCCCGAGAGGGGGUCCUGGUCCAGCAAGCUGGACUUCAUCCUGUCCGUCGUGGGUCUGGCCAUCGGGCUGGGCAACGUGUGGCGUUUCCCCUACCUCUGCUACAAGAACGGAGGCGGCGCCUUCCUCAUCCCCUACUUCCUGACCCUUUUUCUGGCUGGCAUCCCCAUGUUCUUCAUGGAGCUCGCCCUGGGCCAGAUGCUUACCAUCGGAGGGUUGGGCGUGUUUAAGAUCGCGCCUAUCUUUAAGGGCAUCGGCUACGCGGCGGCCGUCAUGUCCUGCUGGAUGAACGUAUACUACAUUGUCAUCCUGGCCUGGGCCAUCUUCUAUUUCUUCAUGUCGAUGCGAGCCGAUGUGCCGUGGAGAACCUGCAACAACUACUGGAACACGUACAAGUGCGUGAACCCGUACGCCAGGAAGAACCUGACCUGCUGGACGGCCUUCGUCAACCAGACGAGCACCAGGGUGUGCAACGUGAACCAGUACAACGUGUCGCUCAAGGAGCUGAGCGAUCCCGUCAAGGAGUUCUGGGAGAGGCGCGCGCUGCAGAUCUCGGAAGGCGUGGAGGACGUGGGCGGCAUGCGCUGGGAGCUGGCGGGGACCCUGCUGCUCGUGUGGAUCCUGUGGUCGUGUACUUCACCGCCCUCUUCCCCUACGUGCUGCUGACGGUGCUGCUCAUCCGAGGCGUGACGCUGCCCGGUGCGUUCGAGGGCAUACGCUUCUACAUAAGUCCAAACCUGUCCAAGCUGCAGAACUCGGAGGUGUGGAUUGACGCCGUGACCCAGAUCUUCUUCUCGUACGGUCUGGGUCUAGGCACACUUGUUGCUCUGGGCUCGUACAAUAAGUUCACCAACAACGUUUACAAGUGAGUGCUGCAUCCUGUUUUAUUCCAUA
Molecule: messenger RNA, 1191 nt
Organism: Frankliniella occidentalis (western flower thrips)
Lineage: Eukaryota; Metazoa; Arthropoda; Insecta; Thysanoptera; Thripidae
Product: sodium- and chloride-dependent GABA transporter 1-like
Biological process (GO): sodium ion transmembrane transport
Cellular component (GO): membrane
Source: RefSeq, a predicted model, not a curated record